AUGGUUGAACUGUUGAUUGAACUUAUCUGUGUUGUUGGAUGUACAUGCUUCAUGAGUUUAUGUGUGAAACCAAAGGAAUUAAAAAGCGAUAGACGAAUGCCCGUCUCAAAUGAAAAAAUGCAAAAUGAAAGUUUGAAGGAGAAGAGUGGUGUUCCGUCCUCAAUAUCCGAUUUGUCUGCUGAACAUCUUCAAACUUGUCAGAAAAACAGAGCGGCAUUGCGAGAUCGAAGGAAGAAGUUUAACAAAGAAGCGAGCGGACGAUGGGUUUCAUUACAUUGUGGAGAACUUAAGAGUAUUGAGGAGGUGACGGACAUAAAAAGUGCAGAGAAUGGCGAGAAAGCUGAACAAGAUCGAAGUAAGAAAAGCAGAAGGAAAGAUGGAGCACCAGUUGUCAGAACAGAUCGCACAGUGAGUGAGAAAAGUGAGCGCAAAACCGAUAGGAAACGUUCGGCAAGUGACACAACCCUGCUGGCUGCGAAGACGCAGGACACGGAAACACGGUCAUUUAGUCUUUCACAUGAAGCCUUCACUAGAGAAGAAAGAGAGUGCAAAGGAUCGCCGGGAGCGGUUGCUGUUCCAAGAGAUACUCUUGCACUUUUGGAAGCCGCAGAACACAUGGUGCAUGACAAAGACGAUUACGUCAAUUUUGGUCCACCUCAGAAAGUGGGCGAAUAA
Messenger RNA from Necator americanus (New World hookworm), 675 nucleotides. RefSeq lists its product as uncharacterized. The record is from RefSeq and is a predicted model, not a curated record. The transcript is spliced from 5 exons. Lineage: Eukaryota; Metazoa; Nematoda; Chromadorea; Rhabditida; Ancylostomatidae. Bases 1 to 675 code for a protein of 224 amino acids.